Molecule: messenger RNA, 1044 nt
Organism: Miscanthus lutarioriparius
Lineage: Eukaryota; Viridiplantae; Streptophyta; Magnoliopsida; Poales; Poaceae
Source: the annotation of a GenBank genome assembly
AUGGCGCCGUUUGCGCUUCUCUCUAGAGACAAGCUCCAGCAGGAGCUCAACGCCACCGCCAAGAAGAUUGGAAAGCUUAAAGUCGCAGGCAAGGAAGAAGAUGAGGAGGAGGCGAAGAAGCUGGUGGAGGGCACGAACGAGAUCAAGAAGAGACAAGCUGACAUGGAGGCCGAGGAGCAGAAGACCAAGUCCGCGCUCGACGCCAAGCUGAUGGCCAUCGGCAACAUCCUGCACGAGUCCUUGCCCGUCGCCGCCGACGAGGCCAACAACGUGCUCCUGCGCGUGUUCGGAGAUAGGAGGAUGGAACAGAAGCUGAUGAACCACGUGGACCUCUGCGUCGCGCUCGACAUCGUGGACUUGAAGAGGGGCGCCAAGGCCGGCGGCGGCAGGGGCUACUACCUCAAGGAGGAAGGCGAGCUGCUGAACAACGCGCUGGCCUACUUCGGCAAAGCGUUUCUGCGACGGCGAGGCUACAAGCUGAUCGGGACGCCGCACAUGAUGACGAAAGAAGCAAUGGGCAAGUGCGCGCAGCUCUGGAAAGCCGGCUCGCACUGGCGCGACACGGCCGGCAUCUUCAGAACCCACGAGUUCCAGAAGGUCGAGCAGUUCUGCAUCACCGCCCCUGACGGCGACGCCUCCUGGGAGAUGCACGAGGAGAUGAUCAGGAACGCGGAGGACUUCUACGCGGCGCUCGGCAUCGCCGGUCGCGUCGUCAACGUCGUGUCCGUCGAUCUGAACAACUCGGCCGCAAAGAAGUACGACCUGGAGGCGUGGUUCCCGGCGUCGGGGACGUACAGGGAGCUCACGUAUGGCCAGAGGAAGGACGGCGAGAGGUGCAACAGGUUUGUUCACACGCUCAAUUCCACGCUCACCGCCACGCAGAGGACCCUGUGUUGUAUCCUGGAGACGCACCAGGAGGAGGGCGGUGUUCGGGUGCCCGAGGUGCUGCGACCUUACAUGUCUGGGAUCGACUUCAUUCCGUUCAAGAAACCUCUGGAUCGCCAUGGCGGACCUGCUCGCUCCAAACCAAAGAGGUCUAAAUGA